UGGCAGACCGAUAGGUUGAGUGGCAGGCACAACGAAGAGCCAGCCAUAGGCCGCCGCGCCGCAAGCGAGCUUCUAUCAGAGAAGGAAUCGCUUCGAACAGCUGAUCGGGCCUGGCAUCGGAGAUCAGGGUCGCGCCGUUUUUCAGACAGGAAGGCCGCGUGUCCAUGCUUUCUUUUUUCAUCGCGGUCACAGACAAAGCUAAGCAGAGGCAGCUGGCCAAGUAACCAGACGAGGUAUCAACAAACCGAUAGUCGAUACAAAUAGACAGACGCAGCGGUUAACAGAGGGUGAGUGACAUCGUUUGGUGUUGUGCGAUUUGGUGUCUCAUUGCGUUGUGUUUGAUCCGUAGGUUCUCGUCAUAGUGAAUGGACUAUGCUCUCUAAAAGUAAAACGGCUCGAUCACGUGCGUUACAUUGACGGUGAACACAGUUUCGUCCUUUUGUGCAAUCGAUAAUCGAUAAUACCUUACGCACAGAAGGGGGGCAGCAGCAUCGGUAUCAGCCUUUCGUGCUGUUGUAGACUUAAGCCAAAGCAAAAAGAUUUGUGCAAGACUGUGUCGUCAACUAACGUCCCUACAGUUUGUCAUUUCGCUUCGAGGAUAAGGACCACUGCACGUAGUGAAAAGCCAGCUAAUGCUAGCAUGGCGUGAUCCAUCGUAACUGGUCCAAGCCGGUGGUCCACUGCGAUCUGUUGGCUGUUUCUUAGCUUCCCAUUUUAGAAUUGCCAUCGUUUGAAGGCAUCGCCCAUUACGGGCUUAGGUUCAGCUGUAAAAUUAAAAGCUACAACAACAGCCGUAAGCUAACUAUUACCCAGCAACUGAGCGUUCCGUUAUAGAGUGACAGAUGGCGAGUAACCAAUGAUGAAUUCUCCAACAAACCGACUAACGGCCAAUAAUAGAGUUACGGUAUCCGUAACAGCGUGAGGCCGUUCGUUGCAACUUUGAAGAGACGAGGGUAAGCAAUGACUUGAGUCGUCGCAAGCCUUCGGCGUAAAGCCAUCCACCCAAAGUUUCGGGCACUAGUCUUUGAUUCAUACCAUUCUUAUUAGUACCGUCGACAAAAAACCAGUACUGAAUAGAUAGCUAACAGCUCGUGUCAGAAGACGAGUGCAGCUACGCCGACGUCGGUAACUGAGCAGCGGCACAGACUCAGAACAAACUGAGUAGAAAUUUUAUUUCUCUGCUACUUCUAUUACCCUUACUAUUACUGUCGUCGUUGUGAGUGGCGAAAGAAGACACUUUGUAAUAAACAGUAGGGUAAAAAGAUAACGACGAGGACGCCAAGACAACAAUCUGCUCAAGGCCGGGGCAUCCGGCCCACGCCGAUAGAUAUUUGUAUUAUCGCUCCGGUCAACUGGCAGCGCGUGCGAAAAGCCGUGUCGGUGGCGGCGGCUCCCGCCCACCGAUUCUGGCCCUUGAACCUGGCCUCCACAGGACGACAGGUUGGCCUGUUCGACCUGUCCAUGAGGCACAACGAGCAGCAAUCUCGUUGCUCUCUUCAUUGCUGUUGUCGCUCCAAAAGUCGUCUUUUUCUGCAGUGCGGCGACUCCGAUCCAGCCACCGCGAGCACGGCUACCCCAGCCGCUGCUGCAGUGGCCAGGGGAGCCAAGGAAGCACCCUGGCACCUGCAAAGGUUGCGAGCGCCAUUAGAUUGGUCAGCAAUUACAAAAUCAAUAAGGCGUUUUGUUUUGUCACGGCGGUCAGUGUGCACCGAACUGGACGCCGUCGAGUGGUAUAAGCAGCUUCCCCGCGACCGAUAGAAAGGGUUCCAGUGAAUUUUUGUCUGCAUUCAGCGACAGUGCAACAACACGGCGGUGUUUGCGCCCAGUAGAGUAACGAGUAGUUAUUUUUCUUGUUCGUCAUCAUCAUCGUAUCUAAAACCUAUACGGCAAUUGUUGUUAGCAACAGCGGUAUUAUUGUUGUUGUUAUCAUCAUUUCAGCAAAUGUUACAGUAAACGCGAAAUCACCGAUGCUCAGGCAAACAGAGCCCAUUGGCAUUAAUUACUCUUGUUGCUGUUUUGACUGUUUCGAUAUACAAAUACCGAAUGUCCUUAUCGACAAAUAGGGCAUGUAUCGCUCUUGGACCGUAGCCAAGUGCAAGUGUGGCGUGGGCAGUACCAUAUGACAGUGGCAGCCCUCAUAGUGUCAUCGUAGAUAACAACGUCAAUCGGACACAAGUACGCCACGAGACAGCGUUCGUCACAACAUAAAAGCUAGCUCGUAGGCAGGUCGAAAAAAACUAGAAAAGUGAGAAACAUUCCAAAGGCGAAUAGAAACGCAGGCCGCGACGAUCAUUCCAGCGCUUCGUAAUAACACAGUCAGAAACGUCGAAAUGUGCGAGAGUCCCUCGAAGCCGCUGAAGGCAGCAACGGCACCUGCUGUCAGUGGCGUUCAAGCCCCCACAGAGCCCCCGUCUACCCCAACGACCGAUGUAUCAAGUCGCCGAAUAUCCAACGGGAGGGUCGGGCUAGUUAAUAGUGCACCACCAUCAAAGAGCGACGAUGUGGCACAUUUGACCGCAGCGCCACCUGACGGAGGAUGGGGUUGGGUGGUCGUGUUCUGCUCGUUUAUGGUGCACGUUCUGGCCGACGGAGUCACCUACUCAUUUGGUAUCUUCCACCUUGAAUUUCUUGAGCAUUUUAAAGAAUCUAAUGGACGGACAGCAUGGGUCGCGUCCAUUCUCGUGUCUACCACGUUCCUCUGCGGACCGCUAGCUUCUGCACUAACGAAUCUGUAUGGGUGUCGAGCAGUCACAAUCACCGGCGCAGUGCUAGCUGCCGUAGGCCUGUUCGUAUCAGCCUGGGCGCCAAAUGUCACUUGUUUAUAUUUUUCAAUUGGAGUGGUCACUGGACUGGGUCUUGGUUUUAUGUACCUCCCAGCAAUCGUCUCGGUAGCGAUGUAUUUCGAAAGGCGGCGAGCUUUUGCUACCGGAAUCGCGGUAUGUGGCUCAGGAUGUGGGACCUUCGUUUUAGCACCAGUUAUCGAGUUUCUUGUGAACUAUUACGGAUGGCGAGGGGCGUUGAUCAUCACAGCGGGGAUGCUACUGCAAUGUGCUGUCUUUGGGGCACUCAUGCGUCCCCCAUCGUACGAUCAACAGCUUAUGGUAGGAGGUAAAUCAAUUGCCGAAAGAGCAACAGACCCGAUGUUGGGUGACGUCGACAACAACACGGCGCUCUACCCCAACGAAAAUUUCACCUCGUCCCAACACCAAAUACCUUGUAAGGACGUUAAGGAGCCGGUUCCAGACAUUCGUGAGAUUUUAGAGUUAGAAGCGUCCGACAGGCUCCUUAAGCCGGAUGAUGCUUUCGGCACGUUGCAACUGCUUGACUCCAAGGAUAAGCUUCACCACAAAUCGGUAUGCCACCUUUCUGUUAACUCGGAGCAAGAGCUUGUCUUAAUCCGAACGCCAUCAGUCGAUCGUCAACUCUAUCUUGAACGAGAGAACAUCUCGUGUAUGCAGGCGAACAAUUACGCUUCACUGAAAAAACGUCUUAGCCACACGAGCCAACCGUCGCUAUCGGUCCAUUCGGUUCAAACGCGCAAUCAGCGGAGCCCUCACAAACAAUUCGCAUCGUUUAUCAAGACAAUCGCUGACUCCAUUGACCUCGCGUUGCUACUUCGUUCUCCAGUCUUUAUACUCUUUGCACUUUCCAAUUUUUUUACCUCGAUAGGCUUCAACGUACCCUAUGUCUAUAUUAAGGAUGUGGCGCGUCGCAAACUGGCGGUCGAAGACUCAAAGGCACCUCUUCUACUCAGCAUGAUCGGUCUUAGCAAUACAGCAUCUAGAAUACUUCUCGGGUACUUAUCGGACAAAAAGUUUGUAAACCGGAUUUUCUUAUACAACGCGUGUAUCGGAACAUGCGGCAUUGUUACAGCGUUAUCGGUGUUUUGCACAAAUUACGUGCAGUUGUCUCUUUAUUGCCUUACGUUUGGCGCAACGUCGGGUGCGUUUAUUUCGUUGACAUCGGUAAUUCUUGUCGAUCUAUUGGGACUCAAGAAGCUCAACAAUGCUUUCGGCUUAAUGUUGCUAUUCGAAGGAGUAGCAUGCCUCAUUGGGCCUCCACUAACCGGGUCCUUCUACGACUGGGCUGGUUCAUAUGAUUGGGGUUUCGUAUUUUCGGGUGUAGUGAUCGCACUUGGCGGUGUAAUGUUAUGCCUUAUACCCUGCGUACGAACCAGUCGAUCAGCGUUGCCCACUGAAAAAGAAUCAUCGAUGGUUGCAUAAACGAAGUGAGUUGAAUCAAGCUAGCUAGAAACAAAAUGAAUCCGGCAGAUUAACAUAUCCAUAUAUUUAUGCCGUCUCAUUCGCGUCCCGUCUAAAUAUAUCAACUAUGCUGACUCCGUUGUUGCGGCCUGCUGCGGCAAUUUCCCAAAACGAUCUCAACAGAGAUCCAUUUCGCAGAAGUGAAACAGUUACUUCUUAUUGCUGCCAUGCUAUGAAUCCAUGGUUUAAUUAUCCGAACUUAUCAAGUUACCGAAUCUGCCUGACUGCCGGUACAGACAUGGCCUAGCAGAGAGAUGCUAGAUGCCACCUGGCUUCUGGUAGAAGCUGAUGAUAACGAAUGAAUUGGACAGAAAUGUGCACUAGAUAGCGCCACAGUGUAUAAAUAUAAUAAUAGUUUGAUGUAAGCAAAAAAAAAAAAAUGGUAGGUAGCGAUGAUGAGUUUACAUCGUACAAGUACCGUGUGAUAAAUCCCGUAUGAUAUCGGUCUGCGCCCAUUCGGUACUAUAUCUGCUCUCGUGAUAACUGUAAUUGUCUUUAUAUAUAAUGGCUAUAAGUUAUUAUGGUUAACACUCAUAUCUAUAUUAGUUACGGACGAUACCUUAUCGCCCCUAAUCAGUCAACCUACCCAUUUGCUACUAAAUUACAUAUGUUCGACGCUUCGCUACCUAGUGAUGGAUUUCUAUUCGUCGCCUGGUUAUUUUUAACCGCCUGUACAUCGAAGCACAGACGCAUUCAGCCAAAAACCGUUUAUUUACAUAUAAAAAAAAUGAUCAAUCGAUUCACUACCCAAAAAAACGUUUCGUGGGGAGCGAGCUAUAGCCCACACAACUAGCCGCAACGUGAUCCUGUACACUUAUUUAAGCGAUAGCAGACAGAGCUGGGCACGUCAAGCCAUAUUUGAAUUGUUAGUUAGUUUAUUAAGCUCAUCUUCGAUACGAGGAAUACUAUGAGCAAAGAAAAGAUAGAAUUAGUAACUCAAGUGCCAACAAAACGGCAACACAAAAGGCAAAGCCUAAAACAAAACGACCUUGUAGAAAGUAUUUCAACAGGCUUUGAACAUUGUGGAGAUGAGAAUAGAUCACAACUGAAUCACCUCCAGCAGAGAAGUAUAACAAAGUACGUCAUGUUUUGUAUGUUGUAUGCGACUGGAUGGAGCAGUGCUAUCGAUAGGAGGCCGAUGGUAGAACGUUAAAAAAAAAUCCUGUGUUACAGGUAACAGACAGUUGUUAUAAUACAUAGUGGACACCCAACAAAGUAUAGUCAUGACAACGGUAUCAGAACAGGAAAGCUACAUGGAAGGCAUACAGGUAACCGCAAAAUUUUUGCGUGGCAAGCAGAACACAUGGCGCCAGCCAAUAAUCUUAGUAAAGGUUACAUACAAACGACAAAUUAGGUUUAGUAAUCGCCUGUUUCUUCGUAUUUAGAAAUGACUCAACAGUUAUUUUCCCAAGAUACCAGCGCAUAUAUACAUAUAUAUAAUUAAGAACUUGUAUUCAGAUGCGAAAGCGGAACGACUAAUUGAGAUGUUGGAUUGAGCGAUUACCAAAAACAGCGAGAUUGCCAAUGUUCUAGAUAAAAUCAAUGACAAAAAUAUAGAUACAUUAUUUCACAACACUUCUCGUUAUAUAUUAUCAUCAAUAGCGUAAGAAAAUUCCCUCUAGCGUGUAUGUACAUACAGAAC
Varroa destructor (honeybee mite) is the source of this 5904-nucleotide messenger RNA. RefSeq names its product monocarboxylate transporter 12-like. Gene Ontology annotation, biological process: monocarboxylic acid transport; transmembrane transport. Lineage: Eukaryota; Metazoa; Arthropoda; Arachnida; Mesostigmata; Varroidae. Gene Ontology annotation, molecular function: monocarboxylic acid transmembrane transporter activity. The record is from RefSeq and is a predicted model, not a curated record.